Messenger RNA from Humulus lupulus (European hop), 2109 nucleotides. RefSeq names its product serine hydroxymethyltransferase 3, chloroplastic. Gene Ontology annotation, biological process: folic acid metabolic process; tetrahydrofolate interconversion; L-serine catabolic process. Gene Ontology annotation, cellular component: cytoplasm. The record is from RefSeq and is a predicted model, not a curated record. Gene Ontology annotation, molecular function: serine binding; cobalt ion binding; pyridoxal phosphate binding. The transcript has 11 exons. NCBI's taxonomy places the organism in Eukaryota, Viridiplantae, Streptophyta, Magnoliopsida, Rosales, Cannabaceae. Bases 178 to 1776 code for a protein of 532 amino acids.
UUCCGCCACGACCACAAGUCUUUCUCUCUCACACUCAGCCGUGUCCACUCUCAGCCACCGAACCGCCACCACUGCUUCACGAAGUCUCGGACAACCGUUUACCGGGGAAGACCACACCAACCUUCCACCACCACACGGUAUCAGUAACAUCUUCUUCUCUUUGGCAACUUCACCACUAUGCCGGGUUGUAUUGGAGCUGCUUCAGUUACAGGUUCCCUUCAACAACCUGUUUGGGGCAAAGGAGCAGCUUUUUCCCAAAAGGGUUUUUCUGUCAAUGAAUUCCCACAACAAAUAAAGUUCAACUCUUUGAAACCUUGCAGACUUUCCCAUGUUGAAGGAAUCUUGGUUACAGGGAGACCCUCCUCAUCCUCCUCAGUCUCUGUUACUGCUCCUGAUAUUACCGAUGAUGGAAGCAGCUUUAUUGACUAUAGCCUAAGUGAGGCUGAUCCUGAGGUGCGUGAAAUUGUUGACAAGGAAAAACAGCGUCAGUUCAAAAGCCUUGAGCUUAUUGCUUCGGAGAACUUUACUUACAGGGCAGUUAUGGAGACAGUCGGGUCUUGUCUUACAAACAAGUACUCUGAAGGGCUACCUGGGAAAAGAUACUAUGGGGGCAAUGAGUUUAUCGAUGAGCUUGAGAUUCUUUGCCAAAAGAGGGCUUUAGAUGCUUUUCACUUGGAUGCAAACAAGUGGGGUGUUAAUGUUCAACCCUUGUCUGGUUCUCCUGCUAAUUUUGAGGUUUACACUGCAAUCCUUAGCCCUCAUGAUCGAAUCAUGGGAUUGGACUUGCCUCAUGGAGGGCACUUAUCACAUGGAUUCAUGACACCUAAACGACGAGUUUCAGGAACAUCAAUUUAUUUUGAGUCCAUGCCUUAUAGACUUGAUGAAGUAACAGGGAUUGUUGAUUAUGAUAUGCUUGAGAAAACAGCAACUCUCUUUAGACCGAAACUCAUUAUUGCUGGUGCCAGUGCUUAUCCUCGAGAUUUUGACUAUCCUCGGAUGAGGAAGAUCGCUGACUCGGUUGGUGCAUUCCUCAUGAUGGAUAUGGCUCACAUAAGUGGACUUGUAGCAGCUUCUGUUGUUGCAGAUCCUUUUGAAUACUGUGACAUUGUGACUACAACAACACACAAGUCUUUGAGAGGCCCAAGAGGUGGCAUGAUUUUCUUUAGGAAGGAACCCAUUCUAGGGCUUGAUUUAGAAUCUGCAAUCAACAAUGCUGUAUUUCCAGGUCUACAGGGUGGUCCUCAUAACCACACUAUUGGGGGGCUGGCAGUGUGCCUGAAAUAUGCACAAUCACCAGCCUUUAAGGCUUACCAAAAGAAUGUGGUCUCUAAUUGUAGAGCUCUUGCGAGUCGAUUGACAGAAUUGGGGUACAAACUUGUUUCUGGUGGAAGCGAUAACCAUUUAGUUCUUGUUGAUCUUAGGCCUUUGGGAAUGGAUGGAGCUCGUGUGGAGAAAAUUUUGGACAUGGCAUCUAUCACUCUCAACAAGAACUCAGUACCCGGCGAUAAGAGCGCACUGGUACCAGGCGGCAUUCGAAUUGGAUCGCCUGCAAUGACAACAAGAGGAUUCAGGGAGAAAGACUUUGUGGCGAUUGCAGACUUCAUUCAUGAGGGUGUGGAGAUAACCCGCGAUGCUAAAAAAUUAGCUUCAGGUACAAAGCUUCAAGAUUUUAUGAAGUUUGUUACUUCACCAGAUUUCCCUUUAUUGGAUAGAGUGUUAGAUCUGCAAACAAGAGUUGAAGCUCUUACAACCAAAUUCCCCAUUCCUGGAGUCUGAGGUAUGUUACCACAUAUCAUAGAUCUCCGAAGUUAGAGUUCAAAAGAAAUUGUCUGCAUGAAUAAUUAAGUCAUCAGAUGCAAGCAUGGUGACAGAUUUUGGGACACCAGGGGGAGUGAGUGAUCAAGAUAAUUUAUUCAAUGUGGAUGAGGAAUGCCUCAUCUCUACACAUGAUUUUGUAUACAAACAUUUAUGGAUAUUUUUUUUUCUUAGAAGCUGAUUCUGAUAGGUCACCUCGUUGUAUUUUUGGUGACACUGAUUGGUUGUGGAAGAACAACUUUUUUUGCAUUUUACUUUGGGAGAAUACUACGUAACUUGACCCUCUUUUUUAUA